AUGACAAGUCUAUAUGAAUACAAACAUCCGAUUAUCAACAAGCAGCUGGCGUCAGGUUCGGAUGAUCACAGUGGCAGAAAGUUUCCUACUUUGAACGCUUGGUAUAGUGUUGUGAAUGACUAUGAGUUCCAGGCUCGAUGUCCCAUCAUUUUGAAAAACUCACAUAGGAACAAGCAUUUCACAUUUGCGUGUCAUUUGAAGGACUGUCCGUUCAAGGUUUUGCUGAGUUAUUGCGGGAACCAGCGGGGGUUGGAAAAUGAACAGCAGACCGAACACCAGCACCAGCAUCACGAGCUGAACCACUCGCUGGUGUCGUUGGAACGGAAGCCGAAGCUGGAGGAGCAAGAGGGCGUGAAGGAUGGAGGACAGCAGGGAGCCGCCGAGGGAGACGCGCGCAAGUACACGGAGGCGGACGCUGAAGACGAUGAUGUGAGCGCGGCUAUUGCGGCGGCGGUUGCCGCGGUACAGGACGUGCGGCAGAAGGACGGAGGGUUUGGCGAGGAGUAUGGGAACGGUGGGAGGGCGUCGGAGGGCGCAGUGAGAGGGCCGUUUGUGGUGACCAAGAUCGAGCCGUACCACAACCACCCGCUGGAGUCGAACUUGACGCUGAGCAAGUUUGUGUUGACCAAGGUGCCCCGGAUCCUGCAGCACGACCUGAACUUCGACCAGAUCCUCGAGAGUCUGUGCAACGAGGACGACAACACGGUGUCGAAGUUCAGGGUCUCGCAGUACGUGGAGGAGUCCGGGCUGUUGGACAUCCUGAAGGAGAGGUACGGGCUGACCGACGCGGAGAUCGAUAAGAAGCUGCUGUCGCACAUCUCGAGGCGUGUGACGACUUAUAAGGCGCGGUUCGUGCUGAAGAAAAAGAAGAACGGCGAGUACGGCAACGCUGGCGCGGCUCGCGGCCAGAAUGGAGCCGGCGCUCACGGGUAUCCGCGUCACGCCAGAGCUGCGGCAAUGGAGCAUCUAGGCCAUCCCGGCGGCGGCGUUGCAGACCACGGCGACUCCGGUCGGGUGAACGGUCGUCACUUGCAGUCGCUGCACGACGGGAACUUGAACCCCGAGUUGAACGAUGCGGAGGUGCAGGCGGCCCAAGCGGCUGCACAGGCCGCGAUUGGCGAAGCCGUGGCUCUCAAGAGGUCGGUUCAGCAGAUGGUCGGCGAUGACGAUGUGGAUGACGAUGCCUCCAGAAAGCGUCACAUGAUGAAACUGAGUACGUCGAUGGGUGGCAGUCUGGUCAACGACGACGGGUCACUCGUAGCGCUGGAUGACACGCAGGACGAUAAGCUACCGCGCGACGUGGCAGAGCAGUUGAGAUUACUGUCGUCGCAUUUCAAGGAGGUUGAAGCCCACAACCUAAACAAUUCUGGUUGCGAGCCGGACGAAGAGACUAAACUGGUAGUCAAGGAUGACAUUCCCGACGAGAACAUCCAGCCCGAGUUGAGAGGACAAUAG
Messenger RNA from Torulaspora globosa, 1455 nucleotides. It is a transcript of the gene ABF1, whose product is annotated as DNA-binding protein ABF1. The transcript has a single exon. Gene Ontology annotation, cellular component: nucleus. Gene Ontology annotation, biological process: chromatin remodeling. NCBI's taxonomy places the organism in Eukaryota, Fungi, Ascomycota, Saccharomycetes, Saccharomycetales, Saccharomycetaceae. The record is from RefSeq and is a predicted model, not a curated record. Bases 1 to 1455 code for a protein of 484 amino acids. Gene Ontology annotation, molecular function: DNA binding.